This is a messenger RNA of Scophthalmus maximus (turbot), 4176 nucleotides long. Its product is annotated as carboxyl-terminal PDZ ligand of neuronal nitric oxide synthase protein. The transcript has 11 exons. Gene Ontology annotation, molecular function: nitric-oxide synthase binding. The record is from RefSeq and is a predicted model, not a curated record. Lineage: Eukaryota; Metazoa; Chordata; Actinopteri; Pleuronectiformes; Scophthalmidae. Bases 523 to 2511 code for a protein of 662 amino acids.
GAGACACACACACACACACACACACACAGAGAAGAGAGAGAGAGAGACACAGACACACACACACACACACACACACACACAUACAGAGAGAAGAGAGAGAGAGAGAGACGGGUGCAGCGUUGCCACCAACAGGACGGAGAUUCAAAAAAACCAAAAAAAACAUCAAGUGCUGUAUUUUCCUCUUGUGGCUUUUUUGUUUGUUGGAGACACGGAUCCUUGCGCGCCGCUGCGUCUGGCUCGAGGACGCUUGUGUAAAGGAGACCACCCUCCCGAGGACGGGACCUCCGAGGCGCAGCGCGUCGACAAUGGACAGUGUGCGUCCCCGCCACCGGCAGGUCGCCGUUGGAGCCGCGCGCCACGCGCACGCGGGACUGUGGCGCGCCUGAGCCCGCUGCGGUCUGACGGUCACUCCACACAUGGUUACUUGUUGAGCCGGGGGUAGGGGGUUUUGUUUGUUGGUGCUGUUGUUGGUGUUUUGUGUGUUUGGCCGCGUCGGGGAUCGGCCGCAGUCAGGAGCCCGCGAUGCCCGCGAGGAACAGGUACAACCUGGUGGACGAUGUGGCCGACUCGAGGGUGCCGCUGCACAACGAGGAGGCGUACCAGCACGGGAUCUCGUUCCAAGCCAAGUACGUGGGAUGUCUCGACGUGCCCAGGCCCAACAGUCGGAUGGAGAUCGUGGCAGCCAUGAGGAGAAUCAGGUAUGAAUUCAAGGCCAAGAACAUCAAAAAGAAGAAGGUCAGCAUUGUGGUGUCUGUGGAUGGCGUUAAGGUCAUACUGAGGAAGAAACAGAAGAGAAAAGAAUGGACGUGGGAUGAGAGCAAGAUGCUAAUCAUGCAUGAUCCCAUAUACAGGAUUUUCUACGUGUCUCAUGACUCACAGGAUCUGAAGAUCUUCAGCUACAUUGCAAGAGACGGCUCCAAUAACUCGUUCAGAUGUAAUGUUUUUAAAUCAAAGAAAAAGACGCAGGCCAUGCGUAUUGUGCGGACAGUCGGUCAGGCCUUUGAGGUUUGCCACAAGCUGAGUCUGCAGCAUGCAGAGCAGGAUGCAGACGGACAGGCAGACGGGGAGAGUGACAAGUCCGCAGAGGAGUCCAGCAAUAAUGGUCGUAAACUGACAGGAGCAGAGCGAGAGGAUGACGAGGAGGGCAAACAUGGGAGACGAGGAGAUGACUCUUUAGCUGGCACAUCACUUUGUGAAAAGGCAGUCACUGAAAUUCUGCAGAGUCUGGCUGAACUCAAUGUUGUCAAACCUGGACAGACCAUCAUAGACAUCGAUCGAAGGUCCCUCUUCACUGUGACGGCCCAAGGCAUUAUUCCCAGCAGCCCUGGCUCCCAAUCCCUCACGCCACUGGCAUCACAGCACUACCUGCAGCUUCUUCAGCAGCAGCUGCAGCAGCAGCAGCAACACACGCAGGUGGCCGUCGCACAGGUGCAGCUGUUGAAGGACCAGAUGGCGGCAGAGACCACUGCCCGUAUGGAGGCUCAGGCCCGCGUCCACCAGCUGCUGCUGCAGAACCGGGACUUGCUGCAGCACCUGGCCCUGCUUGUGCAGCAGCUGAAAGACCUGGAGGCCCGUUCCCCGAAAACGGCUCAACCCGGGUCGCCCCAGCAGGAACCCCAAACUAAUGGACACAACGGCCAACUGUCAUCCAUCUCUACAUUAGCAAACAGCCUGUCUCUAAACUUGAAGAAUCACUACAGCCAGAUCUCGGACCAGCUCAUCACCUCCACGCCGGCAUGGCCGCCCCAGACCUCCCCCCGCUCCCACAGCCAGGUGGACUGCGCUGAGUCCUACCUCAACCUGCUCAAUCUGGAGAACAGCACUAAACCGGCUGCAUCAGUCAACGGAGACCUAGAGCCGUUCAUCAGGGCCAAUGGGACGGCAGACGGCAAGGAGAGCUGCAAUGAGAUUGUGCCGUUUACGUCGAGAAACUCUGCCAACAUGGAUGAAAAGUGUAAACACACGAUCCCCAAACUGGACCCUCCUCCACCCUCCCUGAACCGCAAGCGGGCCAGCAGGACCCUGUCUCCUGGCUCCGAGUUCACCGCUGUGCCCACGCCGGGGGAGGUCACCGCUAAUGAAGGGGCCACGAGCCGCAGCAGCAGCCUCUCGUUCCCAGACACCACCCCCGGUUCCAUGUCAUCCGCCGACUUCCACUCCCUCAGCAACGGGGAGAGCAGCUCCUGUUCGACGAGCGAGGACUCCGGGGUCCGCUCGGAGACCAAGUCCCUGCUGUCGCCCCUGUGUGACGACGACGACCCGUUCGGGGACCGCGGGACCUUUUUAACAGCCUCCAGCAGCUGCGACAGUCCCCUGGAGGAGAGAAGCGAGGCGGUUCUCUCUCGCUCCGAGUCGUAUCCUGCCGAGCCCCUCGCCUCACACUCGGACGCCUAUGAGCACCCACUGCCCUUCCCCUCUCCUGUGGAUGAUACCUGCCUUCACAUCAGCUUCUCUGAGGAUGAGCUGCUGGAGAGCACCCAGGAAGACCCUAAUGUCCCACAGCGCAGUUAGGACAGGUUGACAUUCCCCUGGAGACCUUUUCACUAUGUUCUUCAAUCAGCUUUUCAUGCAGUACUCUACUGUCAGACCCUCUUGUGUUUGCACUGGGCUCCAUUUCAGGACCUGUAAUUUUUCUGUCCACGAGUAACACAGUACAGACAUAGCAUUAAUAAUCACUGUAUAAAUGAAAUUAGCCAUCGGACAGAUUUAGUAUUUUUGUAAUGAAACUAAUGAUCUAAUUUACUUUUUAGUGACUAGAAUAUUGAGCAGAAUACAUGUAGCAAUUCCUUGCACUGUUAGUCGCACAUCAUUUACCGUAAUGCCGAUAAGGGAACGCAUUUUAGUUUUACUAGUCAACAUGAAAACAUUAUUUUGUAUGAUUUCAGUGAUAUAAAGUAUGAUGAUGAUCAUGCAAAUGUUGGUGAUGUUGGGAAAAGCCUGGUCUUCUGAAAAAGCACCAGAGUGGAUGAUGGGUUGAAAGAAAAGAACAAGUAAGUCAGUAAAAGGGAAAAGGGCAAGAAGUGAUCAGAUCUGGUUCAUUUGGUUUGUGGCUAUGUGGUAGGUUCAUGUAUUAACAGAGUUCAGUUGGUCAUAGCAUGUUUUGUACUACUUGUAUUUUUGUUUGUCAGACUGUAGAAAAAAAUGGCAGAAUAGCCAAAGGGAAUUUGUGAAUUGCAUUGCUUCAAAACAAAGGCAUUUCUGCAUUGAGUAAAAAUGAUUUUAGUUUUUGAGAAGCAACAAAGGGAGAAGGCGAACCCCCAGGGAGCUAACGGCAUUGAAAAGCUUUGGAUUGCACCUUUCUGAGUGGAGAGUUAUAAAACGACCCCUCGGGCUCAGUGGGAACGUAAUUGGGGAAUUACAUGGGGCCUUGGAGAAAGACGGCGCGACAGAUGGAUUUUUAUCUUUUCUGCCUCUUUGUGAAGUCCUGAAUGACAAGGAAAUCUGUUGCAUUGAGAGCUCUCAGGACAAAUUAGGAUGUUGCCACAAAUGCAGUAUAUAGGGGUUUUUUUCUAGGCGAUUAAUCAUGUAGUAGAUUAUUCUAGAAAAUGAGUGUACAAUUUAUAAAGCGAACAGUAAGUUGAUUGGUCAAGACGAUAAUUGGCAGACUAAUUGAUCAUGAAAAUGUAGCCCUAAUAUUUAUACACAUGCAACAUCACAUGCUGAAAAAAGUCAAAUGAGAUGAACAGAGCGCAAACAAUUAACUAGUUGGGUCUAUUAAUUAAUCUCAAAUGUAAAUAUUUGCUGAAUAUUGUUUUUCUCAGCUAUUUAGAAAACAAAUAUGUUUUGAAUAGACAUUUUAUUUUAGAGAUCAAGCAAUAAAUCGAUCGAACCAGAUGAACUGACAAUGAAAACAAUUUGUAGUCCUAGAGCUGAACGAACACGUCGCUGUUCAAAUUGUCAUUUUUUGCACGUCUUUGAGAAGAUUCUGUGGCACCGUUAUGGUUGGUCAGGUCAGAGCUCUGUUGUAGCCUGUGACGGGUCGGAGUGAACGCGAGAGGAAAAGCAGCUGAGGUGUGAGGAACGGUGGUGUGAAAUAUGCAGGAGUAAAAUUCCUACAGUGGAAUUUACACCCAGAAAACCAGGCUUUUUCUCAACAUCACGUGUAGCAGGGAGAUAUAACGGCAAUAACACAUGGAAGGAAAAAAAUGAAUAAAAGGGAGCGGUUGAUGAAUUUCA